UUUUCACCCCGGGAAAAGGAUGAAAACCACAGAAUAGUUUUGGCAACCUGCAAGUGUUUCAGUUCUCACACACUGGAUCUCACAGCACCCUACAACAAAGAUGAGGAUACAGGGACAGCCUGAGGGCGCAAGGAGGCGUCUCGAUUUAAAUGCAGUCGGUGAGCUCAGGGGUGUGGAGGUAAUCCGUGGUCGGGCAGGAUAUGGCUUUACUAUUUCCGGACAGAGGCCAUGUCUGUUGAGUGGCAUCCUGGAGGGAAGUCCUGCUGACCUGGUGGGACUCAAACAAGGGGAGCGCAUCAUGGCAAUCAAUGGAACUGAUGUGUCCACUGCUUUGCAUGAGACUGUUGUGCAGCUGAUUGGUAGCUGCAAAGGACCCUUACAGUUGGUGGUGCAUGCUGACAGCCGAAUAAUGGGGAACCCCAUCCUUAAUGAUGCAAAAUUUGGGACUGGUCACAAAAGUGGUAUUUUUCAAAAGACAAGUGUUCUUCGCACCAUCUCUGACGAUUCAAGCAAUUCCUUCUUUAACUCAAGUCCUGCUGUCACCACCAAACAGAGGCCAGUAUCAGAGCCUGAUAUGUCGCAUUGGUCACAACAGUGGAGUGUUUUAGCUGAGAAACCAAAGGAGGACACUUCUAGGGUGGGGGACACAGACUCUGUUUUUACAGACCCAGAAGAAGUCAACCCAGACUGGAGUAUUUUAAACAUGACCUUGGUAGUUGGCUACCUGAGCUCCACAGAGCUAAUUUUGAACACCACAGAAUCAGAGGAGGACUGUUUAAAAGCCAUUAGGGAGCGAAUACGACAGUUGGGAACAGAGCAGAAUACCCAUACUCUGGUGAUGAUGAAAAUUAUGUUUGACUGCAUCCGCCUUUGUGACGACGCAGGAGCGGUUUUGGCAGCCUUUCCUGCUGAGAACCUUGUCUUAGGGGCUGUGUGUGCUGAAGACCCACGAUUCUUUUGCCUGGUCACUACAGCACAUAUAAUAGAUGGCCGUGUACCAGAGGAUGGUCCUCUGCGGGCCUCCUGCCAUGUUUUCUUUAUCGACCCAGACCUGGGAAACCAUGAGGACCACAAAGGGAUUGCCGGACGCUUUGGCUUUAACUGCACUCCAGAUCCUGAUGCGUUGGGCUGCCUGGAAUUCCCUCAGACCCCCCCAGAUGUCCUUCACUUUGUCACAGUCUUGUACAGUGACAUGGGGGAGGCUGUAGAGAGGCUUAGAGUAAAACUGGACAUGGAGGCUCAGCAGCAAGUCAAGGAGAAUGGUAGCACAGGCAAACAAGGCAGCGCCAGCAGCAACGGGGACAGUGGAAUUGGAAAUGCGUCCCCCCCUGAGGAGAGAGCGGACAGGGAUUUCCCUUCUGCAAUCCAAACCCACCCUGGGGCCCACCUCCCCAGCUGUCCAUGGGAUUAUCCUCCGGCUGAAGACCUCACCCCAAUAAACCUCUCUGACAAUGGCCAAAAAUUUUAA
Molecule: messenger RNA, 1468 nt
Organism: Xiphias gladius (swordfish)
Lineage: Eukaryota; Metazoa; Chordata; Actinopteri; Istiophoriformes; Xiphiidae
Product: regulator of G-protein signaling 12-like
Exons: 3
Coding region: 101-1468 (455 amino acids)
Molecular function (GO): GTPase activator activity; protein binding
Source: RefSeq, a predicted model, not a curated record